AAAUAUUCCUUGAUGUAUAUUUCGCUGUUCAUUGAAGCAGUGGUGAUAAAGGGUUUCGAAAUCUUACCGCAGCUACAAAUUGCUUGCCAGACCAUAGCUUUCUUACCAAAUUUUUCGACUUCAAUCGAUGCCUCGGUUUGGUUUAACACUUGUCCUUUUCGCACCGUAUAAUAUUGUGGUCCCGGCAAGAAGUUUCACGUAGGUUUCGUCGUCCAUAAUUAUUCAGUUGAAAUUUCCAGCAAGAAUCGUAUUGUACAGAUUUCGAACCCUCGGCCUGAUCGAUGCUUCUUGUUUCGGACUACGUUUUGGUUGUUUCUGCUUCUUAUAGGUUCGAAGAUUCAAACGUUCUUUAGCAUGAAGAACAUUUGACUUCGAAGUGCCCACUUUUUUGGCCACAUCCGGAACUGAAACCUGCUUCUUUUGCUCGAACGCCUUCAGUUAUCGUUUAUCCAACUGAGGGUUAGCAGGACCUUUUUUUCGACCCGUUUUCGGUUUAUCCUCAAAGGUGUUAUCCUCACCGAACUUCCUGAUUGCAUUUCGCACGGCUUUUUCACCUACUCCUUCCAUUUUUGCUAUCUUUCUCAGUAACAGAUGUUUUUCUGAAAGUCCACGCAGUUCGAAACAAACUAAUGAAAACGAAUGAACAACUGCACAAGUGGUUAGAGAAGAGUGUAAACAACAGGACGCAGCCAUAAAAAUUGACAGAUUCUGAACCAUUGCGAAAUGGCAACGGUUUUUGGUUGCGUCCAUACUUUCUGGGGCAGUCUUUACCACACAAUCAAAUAACACGGAACAAAUGAAAGUUAACAUAACGCAAAGAAAAUUGAAAUGAGAGCUGUUUUGGGGGAUUCACAUAUUAAGUAGAGAAAAGCUUCGCGAAAUCCUUUGAGAAUAUUUUAAUGGUUCAAAAAAGAACAGAUUUGCGGAAUUUAUCCAACUUUUGAGUACUUUUUGUCGGGUUACAGCAACUGAAACUAAAUUUAUGUAGCAUGAAUUUGGGAAUUGAAUUCUGGUUCAAAAGAUUGAACUGAACUUUGAAACUGUGAAUUAUCCACUUAUAUUACUGGUUUGUCAUAACUAAACCGCUUCUCACUUUCAUUUAGCGAUGAACAAAUUUUUCCAAGCGCUUAGUCGUAAAAAACCGAACGACGAUGACGGCAGCCACUCAAAAUUGGCCCGUGUUCUAACGCUGCUAGAUCUGACCGGUCUUGGCGUCGGCAGUACUCUGGGACUGGGAGCAUACGUACUGGCCGGUUCCGUUGCGUAUGAGCAAGCCGGCCCAGGGGUGGUGGUGUCGUUUGUGAUAGCAGCUCUAGCCGCCGCAAUCGCUGGAUUAUGCUAUGCGGAGUUCGCUUCACGUGUACCGAAAGCCGGGUCGGCUUACAUCUACACCUAUAUUACUAUUGGAGAAUUUGCCGCUUUCACCAUUGGCUGGAAUCUUAUGCUGGAGUAUAUUAUCGGAACAGCAAGCGUUGCCCGAGGACUUAGCGGUUACAUAGAUGCAUUAAUCGACUACCGCAUGGCAAACAUGAUGCGUCAUAUGUUGGAGAUUCGUGUGAGCUUUCUAGGAACCUAUCCGGAUAUAUUUUCCUUCCUGGUAGUGCUGACCAUAACUGCGUUAUUGGCGUAUGGAGUUAAGGAAUCUACCGUGCUGAACAAUGUGUUUACUGCAGUUAACUUGAUAGUUAUUGUCGUUGUACUGGUCUCCGUUGGCACCAAAGCUGAUCCCUCCAAUUGGAGUAUCAAGCAAGAAGACAUUCCGUCGGAGAUAAACGCUGGCGUGGGAGGAUUUUUACCUUACGGGGUAGCAGGGGUGAUGGCUGGUGCUGCCAAGUGCUUCUAUGGAUACGUUGGAUUUGAUUGCAUUGCCACCACUGGAGAAGAAGCACGCAAUCCCUCGAAGAACAUUCCUCUUGCCAUAGUUUUUUCGCUGUUCAUUAUCUUCUUGUCAUAUUUUGGAGUGGCUACAGUGCUUACAAUGGCAUUGCCAUACUAUCUACAAGAUCCAGUAGCUCCUUUUCCGAAUCUCUUCGAUUGGCUUGGAUGGCAGGAGAUAAAGUGGAUUGUUUCGAUAGGCGCCAUCUUUUCACUGUGCACCAACUCAUUAGGUGCAAUGUUCCCGCUGCCCCGUGUUCUUUACGCUAUGUCAUCAGAUGGAAUAAUAUUCAGAAGCCUACGUAAAGUUAAUCUAAAGACGAAGACGCCGGUAUUCGCCACGAUCAUUUCUGGGCUAGUUUCCGGAACAAUGGCACUAUUAUUUGAUCUGCAACAAUUGAUCGAUAUGAUGUCCAUCGGAACUCUGCUAGCCUACACAAUAGUUGCCGUAAGCGUUAUGGUUCUGAGAUACGACAAAAACACCAACAUUCAAUCUGCUGUUCCGGAGCAAAAUAAGUCACUUAUCGUCAAACAGUUGUUUAACCUGAACAUCGUCAAAACACCUAGUCUAUUGUCUUCAAAAAUAGUGAAAAUAUGUUUGUUUUUAUAUGCUAUCGCCAUUUGUGGAGUUUGCACUUUGCUGGUACAUGCACAGGACUAUCUUUCCGCACAGUACCCAUUAGUUCUGGUGAUGUUGUCUAUACUCUUCAUAUCAAUGCUGAUCAUUUACCUGGUGAUCGCCUGUCAGCCGACAGAGGAAGCAAAACUAACUUUCCAGGUGCCGUGUGUUCCGUUCAUUCCGAUGCUGAGUAUGUUUGUCAACAUUUACUUGAUGUUUCAACUGGAUGUGAAUACAUGGAUCAGUUUUUCCUUGUGGCUGUUGAUAGGAUUUCUCAUAUACUUCAGCUACGGCAUUCGACACUCUGUGUUAGGCAAUCGAGGUCAGACACUUUCCGAGAGUCAACUGGAGAAUCCUUUUGCAGUGGUCGGAAACGAAAAGGCGUAGUUAAAAAGUGUAUUUGAAUUUGUACGAUAUGCACUCUAGUCAAUUUUCAUUCCGGACUUUGCAUAGUUUUAGGACUAGCAUUGAAUUUGCACUUUUUGUUGUUUGUAUAUUUUAGUUUAGAAGGAUAAAGAAUCUUUCUUUCGAAUAUUUAUUAGAUGUGAUAACGGUACAGAGUAAACACCGUGUGAUGAUAACAUGAAUCGUCCUUGCGAAUGAUGCUGCUAAUAUUUCCUGUUAGAACGAUUGGAUGAUGCAACAUAACACUCACUUUUUGCUCGUGAGUGCAAAACGAUAAGGAAUACUAAUGAUACUAAAAGUAAAUUAAAGUGCAAUUGUUUUUAAAAAUAACUGUAAAUAUUAUCGUCGCAUGUGAGGACAUUCCUUGCAGGGAAGGGUAAUAGAAAAUAAA
Messenger RNA from Malaya genurostris, 3290 nucleotides. RefSeq names its product cationic amino acid transporter 2-like. The record is from RefSeq and is a predicted model, not a curated record. The transcript has 3 exons. Gene Ontology annotation, cellular component: plasma membrane. The coding region runs from base 1106 to 2881 and encodes 591 amino acids. Gene Ontology annotation, biological process: amino acid transport; transmembrane transport. Gene Ontology annotation, molecular function: amino acid transmembrane transporter activity. NCBI's taxonomy places the organism in Eukaryota, Metazoa, Arthropoda, Insecta, Diptera, Culicidae.